AUGCCUAUGUCAUUUGUAAAGAAAGUCUUAGAUGGAAAUGGGCAAUUGCCGAAGAACGGAGACAUUGUUACUGUUUGGGCAGCUUGGUUCCAGAAUGAUGUGACCAAUAAGCCAAUUAAGAGAGCGGACGCUGUUGAUAAUUUUACAUUUCAGUUGAGAAAGGGUGAAUACGGUCGAGCAUACGAAGAUGCAGUACUACAGACUGCAAAAGGUGGAAGGUCUAUUUGGUUAAUUGAUGGCGACCACGCGGACUCUCUCUGGGAGGAUUGGGUGCAGGAGGGUAAGAUCGAGCCAUCGGCGGUCCCCGAACAUAAAGAUGUGACAUUGCAUCUUCCAGGAAUCUUACAAAGUCUUUAUCCACAUAGGAAAAUCAAUAGACGCUCAUAUAAGAAAGUAGAAACCCCCUCGCAGGAGAGAGCUACAUCCAGGUAUACAACUAGGUUCUGCAUCAUCAGAAAAUCAGAUACAUUACUGUCCAAUUAUCGCUUCAAUGGGAUGGAUGCUUUUCCUACUCAACCCAGGAAGCGCAGAAGCACUACUGCCAUGAGGGAAGAGCUUGAGCCUCAGAAGCGGCCAUUACAUGAAUCAGCAGCAGAAGGGACAAGCAAUCAUAAUGAAACACAGAUCUUCAGCAAAACUGAACUAUGGCCGGGUCAACCAAUUGACCGAAAUAUACCUCAUCAAGGAAGCUAUAUUAAAUUUGGGAAGAUUCUAGACUCUGCUGAACCCCAGCAACCACGGAAAGUCGAAGGUCUAGCUCAAAAAUGGGUGCAAAGGGAUGCUCGUAUGCGCAGGAGACUUUAUUGCUGCGUAUGCAAAGAGAAAAAUGCAUCAGGAAGACAUUGUAAUGUGUGUGGUCAUGAGCGUUGCCCAGAAUGUCUAAUCAGAGAUGUACUGGAACGCGAUCAAAAGCAAGUAUGA
This is a messenger RNA of Rasamsonia emersonii CBS 393.64, 921 nucleotides long. RefSeq lists its product as uncharacterized. The transcript has 7 exons. The coding region runs from base 1 to 921 and encodes 306 amino acids. Lineage: Eukaryota; Fungi; Ascomycota; Eurotiomycetes; Eurotiales; Trichocomaceae. The record is from RefSeq and is a predicted model, not a curated record.